This is a messenger RNA of Lathyrus oleraceus (garden pea), 2194 nucleotides long. RefSeq names its product pentatricopeptide repeat-containing protein At1g07740, mitochondrial. The transcript has 2 exons. The coding region runs from base 222 to 2027 and encodes 601 amino acids. Gene Ontology annotation, molecular function: mRNA binding; protein binding. The record is from RefSeq and is a predicted model, not a curated record. NCBI's taxonomy places the organism in Eukaryota, Viridiplantae, Streptophyta, Magnoliopsida, Fabales, Fabaceae.
UUCAAUCGUAACCACCCAACUAUUUUUCAUUUAAAUUCUUUUUUCCAAACUCAUUAUUUUUUUCAAAUUCUCAAAUAAAGCUAGCAUGAAUAUUGAUUCUUCCAAAAGAAUAUUUUUGAAGAUCCCACAUUAGUAAAUGUCUCCUUCCUUCUUCAAAUCUUCAAUUCUUUGAACUCAAAAACAAACUGGUGAAGAUUUCUCCCUUCUUCCCCAAUUGAAUCAUGUAUCAAAGAACCAAAGCGAUUAACCACAAUCUAUUGUGCCGUUAUCUUUACACUAAAAACAAAGCAAAAACCUUAUUCCACACUCACUCACAUCAUCAACCUCAAAACCAAACACCAACAUCAAACCUUCGCAAUCGCAAAAACAUUCCUUUCAUAACCGAAAUCAAACAUGUUCAAACCUCAGAAGAAGCUUUGUCUCUCUUUCACCAUUACAAUCAACUUGGUUACAAACACUAUUACCCUUCCUACGCUGCAUUGCUCUAUAAACUUGCUCGUUCUAGAAGCUUCCAAGCCGUUGAAACCAUACUCCAACGCAUGAAAGAUAACGAUAUUCAAUGUAAUGAGACUCUCUUCAUUGCUCUGUUUCAACACUAUGGUCCGGUGAAAGCCAUUGAACUCUUUCGCUCGAUGAAUGAGUUCAACUGUGUGAGGACAUUGCAGUCGUUUAAUUCGCUUCUUAAUCUUCUCGUUGAUAAUUGUAUGUUUUCUGAGGCUAAUGAUGCGUUUGAUCGGUCCUAUGAAAUGGGGUUUCGUCCGAAUACUGUUACGUUUAAUAUUAUGAUAAAGGGUUGGUUGGUGAAAGGUGAAUGGGAGAAAGCAUGUGAGGUGUUUGAUGAAAUGCUUCAGAAGAAAGUGCAACCCAGUGUUGUUACUUAUAAUAGUUUUAUUGGGUUUUUGUCGAGAAAGGGGGAUCUGGAUAAAGCUAUGGCUUUGGUUGAGGAUAUGAGACAGAAAGGUAAACGUGCGAAUGGGGUAACGUACGCGCUUUUGAUGGAAGGUUUGUGUUCUUCGGGAAAGUAUGAGGAAGCUAAGAAGCUGAUGUUUGAUAUGGCGUAUCGAGGAUGUAAGCCUCAGGUUGUAAAUUUUUCUGUUUUGAUGAAUGAUCUUGGUAAGAGAGGAAAGAUUAAUGAGGCGAUGGUUUUGCUUCGAGAGAUGAGAAAGAGGAGGCUUAAGCCGGAUGUUGUGACGUACAACGUAUUUGUAAAUUAUCUUUGCAAGGAAGGGAAGACGGAGGAAGCUUACAGAGUGUUAACUGAGAUGCAGAUCGGCGGUUGUCAUCCAAAUGCAGCUACAUACAGGAUGAUGCUUGAUGGUUUGUGUCGGAACGGAGAUUUUGAGGUAGGGCUGAAUGUUUUGAAUGCGAUGUUGGUGAGUAGGCAUUGCCCGCGAUCUGAUACGUUUAACUGUUUGGUUGUUGGGCUGUUGAAGUCCGGGAAUAUCGAAGGUGGAUGCUUUGUUUUGGAAGAGAUGGAGAAGAGGAAGGUAGAAUUUGAUUUGGAGAGCUGGGAAACUGUGAUAAAGUAUGCUUGCAGCGAGGAUGAUAAAGGACUCAGCGGAAACACGGGAAACGUCUUCAAUAACAAUAACAACAACAACGGGAACAACAAUUUUCCGGUGACGAAUAUGAAUCAGAUACCACAGGGAAUGACGGUGCAGGAGUUGAUGUUUGGAACAAUGACAGUGUUUGAUGAUGAAUUAACAGAAGGGGAAGAGUUGGGAUCAGGAUUAGUAGGGAAAGCACAAGGAUUCUAUAUAGCAAGUUCAGUGGAAGGAACAAGUCAAGUAAUGGCUUUUACAGCAAAGUUUGAAGAGAAUGGUUAUGAAGAUAGUCUCAGCUUCUUUGGGGUACACAGAACAACUCAAGUUUCACAAUCACAACUGGCAAUCAUUGGAGGAACAGGAAAGUAUGUGAAUGCUAAUGGAAUUGCAAUUAUUAAGACAUUUCCAGUUACAAACAGUCAACAACACAACACUGAUGGGCUUGAAACUCUCUUGCACCUUACUGCAUAUCUUUCCUAUUAAAAUGUCUUUAAAGUUAUGUGUCAUGCAUCAAUGAACUUUAAGUAUGUUUUCAGCUUGCAAAACUAUUGUAAAAUAUUGGUGUUUUGUAAUGAAUCUCAAUCAGUGAUUGUAUUGUACUUUUGAACAGAAAAAAAAAAUCUAUAUUAUGCAUGAAUUUGAUUUUACUA